Molecule: messenger RNA, 498 nt
Organism: Oppiella nova
Lineage: Eukaryota; Metazoa; Arthropoda; Arachnida; Sarcoptiformes; Oppiidae
Source: the annotation of a GenBank genome assembly
AUGUCUAGGAUUCUGGUGGUCAACACAAUGGCAAGUCUCGGAUAUUUGAUUGGAUCACUCGUUGGAUUUCUAUACAAGUAUAUCAACCGGCAAAUGACACUCAUUGUGAUGACCACUAUAUUAGGAAUAUUCACGGCUUUAAUGCCGUUUUGUACGAAUGUAUACCUGCUAUACAUAAGGUGUGGCGGUUGGGACAGUAGUAACGCUGUCUGGGUGUUUGAAAUGUGGAAAGACAAGAGUCCACCCGUUUUGCAAUUAUCGCAAAUGAUGUUUGGUUUGGGCGCUAUUUUGGCACCAAUACUGGCCCGACCUUUCGUGAGGGGCGACAUAUCCAACACCACCACCGCAACGGUACCACCAUUUGGCACAACUGUCCCGUCGGUCGAUGAAAACAUUAAUUACUCGUUUGACAGACGACCGGAACUGGAGAUUCCGUAUAUGAUAUCCGGAGGCUUUACACUAAUAAUUACUAAGUUUAUCCAGUUCAAUAAAACUUAA